Messenger RNA from Cydia pomonella (codling moth), 3055 nucleotides. RefSeq names its product CDGSH iron-sulfur domain-containing protein 3, mitochondrial. NCBI's taxonomy places the organism in Eukaryota, Metazoa, Arthropoda, Insecta, Lepidoptera, Tortricidae. Bases 368 to 772 code for a protein of 134 amino acids. Gene Ontology annotation, molecular function: 2 iron, 2 sulfur cluster binding. The transcript has 3 exons. The record is from RefSeq and is a predicted model, not a curated record. Gene Ontology annotation, cellular component: intracellular membrane-bounded organelle.
CAACACGUCGAACGUGGUUCGCGAUAGGCCCACUGAUUGACGUUUGGUGUGACGGGAAAUAUUGAAAUAAUGCCAACGUUUCUACUUUUUCUACCUACAAAUCAAACGACGAUAUUAUUUCCUUAUUUUUUAAUGAUUUUUUUUAAGUUAAAAUAUUUAUCUGUACUGCGUGCAAUGAAAAAUUCGCUGUCAAUCUUCUGAAUUCCUGUCAUUUGCUGUCAAACGGUCAUAUAACCUAUUAAUCAGUUCAUUCAUAAAAAAAUCAACUCGGUUAAAGUCGAAAAAGUACGUCGUAGAUCUCUAGAUUUGGCGAAAGUAGCUAGUGAAUGUUAUUGGCACCCUAAUUUAAUAUCUAAUACCAUACAGAAUGAUUUUCAGAAAACUGCCUUUAAGGUUGUACACGCAAGCCUGCAAAGCUUAUUAUGUCACAAAGGCACCCAAGCCUGAGAUCCCUAACAACCCAUUGACCGAAGUGUAUUCGGCUUCGGCGCAGAAAAGUAAUGGCAUUGUUUACGAUAGAAAGCCAUUUAAGCUUACGCUGCAAGAGGGCAAGACGUACCACUGGUGCCUUUGCGGGCGCUCCAAGUCGCAGCCGCUGUGCGACGGCACCCACAAGGACGUGUAUCUGAAGAUCACACAAAGACCAAUAAGGUUCACAGUUGAGAAGACAAAAGACUACUGGCUAUGCAACUGCAAGCAGACGAAGAACCGGCCAUUCUGCGAUGGCACCCACAAGUCCAAAGAAAUACAGGAGACACACAUUAAGGUUUAGAUGGAAGAAAGUUUAUAGCUACAUACUUUAGUAUCAGGCAUAGCAAUGAUGCAUUGGUGUAAAGCUGAUAGAGAUAACCAUACCACAAAGUAAAUAGCGGCGGCGCGCGCCGGAGCAGAGAGUCCGCUCAGUACAAAGUGGCAUUUUCGCCGCAGGCACACAGACGUGACAUUUACGCACACAGACGUUACAUUUACGCACACAGACGUUACAUUUACAGGCGUUCUCGGGCACUCUCGGGCAGAGCUUAGUCGGACUGUGCGCGCGUUGCUCACUUAACGUCCCCGCCGCUACGUAGGUACCUACUGUCAUGUACGUCAAAAUGCAGUCUCUAAGGAAUGUAAACAUGAUAAGAUGUAUGUGUAAACGAAUCGAUGUAUGUAUGUCUGUAAACUUAUAUUACCUACUCCUUUUUAAAAUUCGAUAUUAAUACAGAAGCAACCCUAGUGAGUCGGGCAAGUUUAGGUACGUAUUUUCAAGAACGGCGAGAACGGACCUUCUGUUUAUUUUUUUAUUUUCUGACCAUAUCCCGCAACCGAGCCGAGCCGGCAAAUCUGUGGCAGUUAUAGAGGAUAGUCCACGGCUGCUUCGCCAUACAAACGUAGUCCCCAUUUUCCUCUGGAAAAUGUUUUUCUAUAUUUUGAUGUCCAUAGCUAUGUUUGAUUUUUUUACUUGUGUAAAUAGGAGCGAAAAACAGGUUUAAUGCAAAUUUUUGAAUUCUAACUUUUAUAAUAAUUUAAGAUUUGAAAAAUCUAACAUAGGGGCAUAGUUGUGUUUCAUAUACAACAAACUGUGUCCAAAUAUUUUUAAUAAUGUGAAUAUGCAGAGAGUAAAAUGAGAACUAUGUUUGUAUGAAAAGGCGGUAUUGGGGCGACCAUGGAGUUUCAUAUACAAAAUGAGAAACACUUUAAAUUGAAACUUAUUUAAUAGUGAAAUUGCCAUGUUAAUUUAUUUUCUUAGACAGCAAAUUAAAUCGGGUUUAUAUGAGAAGAGUUCCAAUAAGGUUCUCGUUAAAUUUUAAAAAUCCUACACAAUUAAAUUUUAGCUCAAUUGUUCAUCAUAAUCGCCAACCCUGACAUACAACUGUCAUGUGCCACGGUUUAGCCAGCUCCGUUGCGGGACUUGCGGGGUCUGCUGAUGAUAAUUUCUUCAUCAUAUGCAACUUAUACUAGAAUCAGUUUAUACCACGAUAAUAUCAUAUCACUAAGAUCACAGUUAGUGAAGCCUCUAUAAGGUACUUGUUAAGGACUUCAACCUAUUAUUAUUCGCAAUGUAAGUUAUACAUAACGUAGCUUUAACUAUUGACAGGUAUAAGUAUCUAAGGACGGGGCACAAAGAAUGGUGCCAGUACAGUGGUGUCACUCACGAAUUCGAGCCAAUCGUGCAGUCUAGCGCAACUAGUUGCGACCAAUAGCGCGCGUGAUGCGAGCUAGUCAACCAAUCGCAUUGCGGCGUUAGACUGCACGAUUGGCUCGAAUUCGUGUGCGUGACACCGCUGUACUGAGGGCCUACCGCGAACCACGUUCGACGUGUUGCCUCCCUGUCACACUUAUGUGCGAAUUUACAAGUGCGACAGAGAGGUAACACGUCGAACCUGGUUCGCGGUACGCCCUCUGGCCCCAUUCUUAUUGCCCGUAAGGCCAGUCGUUUAUGUGACUGACUUUUUGUGCACUUUUUACCGCGGCUAUUAUGUGAAUUUUAAAAGGUUAAUAAAAAAUAAAAAACAAUACAGGUUACAAACAGAAAGUGGGGUUUCAUUACAAGGGCGGUUGUGUAAUAUGUUUUGUGCCAAGGGGGUUGUUACCAACAAAGGGUUGAAAAAGAAGUCAAACAGAAACAUAAUUUCACUUAUUACUUUAUUGUUCAAUCGUCAACAAUGAAAAAAUUAAAAAAGUUGGACUACAUUGGAGACUAAUCUAGAACAGCAUGAAUAAAAAAUCAAAUUUAAACCAAUGUAUCACAUUACGUGGAGUUUUUAGACUAUAAAAUUAGUAGGAACAGGAACGAAUAGUUAGACCAAGCUAAGUUGGCAGCGAUUUUGAUAGCACAGACUGCGUAAGUGUUGUUUUUGUAAAACGUCAUAAUGUCAUAUAAGUUUGACGUUGAAAAUAAGAAUUGCACAGUCGGGGUAUUAAAAUCGCUGCCAACUUAGCUUGGUCUACAGCUUUUUUCAUUUUAUACCACCUAACAUCAACUCAUUUAGCUGUUUAAGCAUCCUUGCUUCUGUUGUAGAUAGUUAGAUUAUUAAUAUAAAGUUGUAGGUUAAUAAAUCUAUUCAAUCAA